Amyelois transitella is the source of this 3545-nucleotide messenger RNA. RefSeq names its product peptidyl-prolyl cis-trans isomerase G (gene Moca-cyp). The coding region runs from base 207 to 3077 and encodes 956 amino acids. Gene Ontology annotation, biological process: protein peptidyl-prolyl isomerization. Gene Ontology annotation, cellular component: intracellular membrane-bounded organelle. The transcript has 19 exons. Lineage: Eukaryota; Metazoa; Arthropoda; Insecta; Lepidoptera; Pyralidae. Gene Ontology annotation, molecular function: peptidyl-prolyl cis-trans isomerase activity. The record is from RefSeq and is a predicted model, not a curated record.
CAUUGGAUUUCAUUUCUUUUUGAUCCAAAUCCAUGUCGUUUGGGGUUGGUUUGUUUGGUUGAAUCUGAAAUCAACUUUUGCUUAGCUAUGUGUUUGUAUUUUUGCAAUAUUUACAGUGUCAGGUUAUAGGUUUCCAGAUAGUUAUUAAUUUAGUGUAAAAUAAUUUCUCUCUGGUGAAUCGGAUCUUUUGAUUGUCGCUUGCAAAAAUGACGGUCGACGGCGACGAAAAGCCGCCCAAUGAUCGUGUUUUUAUGGACAUAGCGAUCGGUGGCUUGCCUUCUGGACGGAUUGUUUUCGAGCUUUUCAACGAUGUGGCACCAAAAACUGCUGAAAAUUUCCGGGCCCUAUGCUCGGGGGAUGCUGGAGUCGGUAAAGUUACUGGGAAGCCGCUGACUUAUAAGGGUAUGGUGUUCCAUCGAGUCGUGAAGGAUUUCAUGAUUCAAGGAGGUGAUUUCACUAAUGCAAAUGGUACCGGCGGGGAAUCUAUUUACGGGGGCACUUUUGAAGAUGAAUCAUUUGAGCUGAAGCAUGAUCGGCCAUAUUUGUUGUCUAUGGCUAACAGAGGCAAAGACACUAACGGAUCUCAAUUCUUUAUAACCACACAGCCGGCGCCGCAUCUCGACAAUGUGCACGUGGUGUUCGGCCACGUGGUCGGCGGCGCGGCGCUCGUGCGGCAGCUGGAGACGCUGCCCGUGGACCGCAACGCGCGCCCUCUGCAGGACGUCACCGUCGCCAACUGCGGGCAGCUGGUCAGGGUCAAAGCAGGAAAAAAGCGUAAACCGGAGAAAAGCAAAGAUGAAAGUGACGCGGAGUCUGAGAAGGAGCAUAAGAAGGACAGGAAGAAGAAGAAGGAGAAGAAAGAAAAGAAGAAAAAGAGACACCAGUCAGAGCCGUCUGGCGAGGAUGAGGAGCCCCAGGAGGCGGCUCAUCCCCUGGUGGUGACCAGCAAGAUAGACCCGCGGGAGAUCCCGGCCGUGCCCGCCAACCGGUUCCUGCUGCGCGCCGCGCGCGACCGCGACCAGGGCGCGCCCGACCCGCGGCAGGACAGGGACAGGAUGCGUUACCGCGAGAGGGAUAGACAUACAUACACACGCAGCGGCAGAAUCAUCAAGGGAAGGGGUGUAUUUCGUUACCGUACCCCGUCCCGUUCCCGGUCCCGAUCUCGUUCAGUGACCCCGCCCCAUUGGAGACAAGCGCAGAGGAGAAUCAUCAAGUUAUCAGAAUUCGAGCGUGGCGAACAAGACCGGGAGAAAGAAGAUCAUGAAAGGCCCAGAACCACAAGGCAGAUAAGCGGUGACGCAGAAGGUGGUACCCCGGAACAGCCCAAGGAAAAGGAAGAAGGGGAAUGUGACACAACUUUAGAAAAGUCGAAAGUAGAUUACAAUGCUCUGGACUUUGAAGAGGAUGUAGAACAAGAAGACGAAGCAGUCCCGCACAAGCGUCGCGGGGACGCUCGAGCGGACAAUCGUCGCCGCGAGCGCGGCGAGCGAGCGGAGCGCGGCGAGCGGGCGGCGCGCCGCGACACUCGCGCCGACAUGCUCGCCCUGGCGCUGGGCGUCCACCCGAAGCAUGACCAGCAAGAUAGCCGUGAACCACGUCGCCGUGAUGGUCCUCAGUCGGCGGUGUACUCCGCCCCCAGGCUCCCCUCGGCCGUGGCCGCCAACGAAGCCCCCAAACAGGCCGACAGUGCCGGGGGCUACGACCCUUUCACGAUGUUAAGAAGCACCUUCAAUAGAGAGAAGAAUACACAGCGGAAAGAUGCCAAGAACGAAGACCUCCGUUCGGAACUGAAUCGACGCGACAGAAAUCGCUCGGACCAACGCGAGAGAGUCAACACACAUCGCGUGAAAGAACCAGAGAUGGAAGAUGAAAGGGAACGCCACAAGAGCGAGCGAGACGACAGGAAGAACGAAAGAGAUAGCGAACGGCGGCAGAGUGUACAGAAAGAGCGGGAAGGAAAAUCUUCUGACGCCAAUGACAAGGAAAGAUCAAAAGAACGGUACGAAAAACGCGAUAAACCAACAGAUAAAUACAAAGAUGAUGAUAAGAGAGAAAAAUCUAUGGAAAGAUACCAAGAUUCCGCCGAUAAACGCGAUGAGAAACGCGGGUCUAGUAGUGCUGAGAAACGUAGAUCUAGAAGUGUUGAGAAACGUAGAUCUAGAAGUGUUGAGAAACCUAGAUCAAUAAGUGUUGAGAAACGCAGGUCUACAAGUAUUGACAAACGCGAAAAAUCCACAGAUAGACACAGAGACAAUGAGAAACGUGAGAAAUCUAAAGACAGGCGGAGAGGCAGUGAGAAACGUGAUAGGUCACGAGACAGGUCGCGCGAGAGGCGUGAUAAAUCUAAAGAUAAAUAUAGAGAUGAUGAGAAACGGUCUAAGGACAGAUCUGAUGAUAAACGCGAGAGAUCUAAGGAGAGAUAUGCUAAACGCGAUAGAUCGCGCGACAAGUCCCGCGACAAAUCUCGCGAUAAAUCUAAAGAUCGUUACGAUGAGAAACGGGGCAGGUCUAGGGAAAGACGUCGCGAUAGAGAGACACGGGACAGAUCUAGAGAGAGACGACAUGACAGUGAGAAACGGGAUAGGUCUCGGGAACGACGUCGGGAUAGUGAGAAACGCGAUAGGUCUAAGGAUAGACACGAGAAACGAGAACGGUCUAGAGAGAGAAGUGAGAAACGCAAAGAUGACAGGAGUAAGACUAGAGACGAGGAGAGGGAGAAGAGAAGAUCUAGGUCGAGAAGCAGGAACAGGUCGAAGUCCCCAAGAAGACGCGACAGAAAACGUUCCGAAUCUACAAGUAAGGACAAGAACAAGACACCUGAUGAAGAUGACAAGAAAAAGGAAGAAGAACGGUUGGAAGCCAAAAAGGAGUUGAUGGAGAUUGUUCGCCUUAUAAAGCUUCGGCAAAGGGAUAGGGAGAAGGCCGCAGAGGCAAAGAAGAAACGCGAGUCGUCAGCGAGCUCGUCGGACUCCGAACGCGGUCGCUCGCGACGAUCGUCUGAUCGCAAGCGAAGCCGAAGCAGAGGUCGCCGCUCGUCUCCACGACGCUCACACCGCCGAAGGUCGUCUUCUAACUAACCCUUUUGAAGUAAAAAAUCUGACAGACAAUGUCUAAUGUUUGAUUGGAUUACGACAAAUUCUACGAUUAUGUGUAUUCUGGAUUUGUUGAUAAGAGAAAUGGCAUACAAAAUAAUGUACUUUCUGUGUUUAACGUUAUUUUACUGAUGUAGAUAUACAAUUCAAAAAUGGAUCUUAUUGUAUUGCAAUAAAGUAUAUAUUUUAAAAUCCAAUUUAAACUUGGUAAUGCUGUAUGAUAAUGUUGACAAAAAUAUUUUCAUUAGAUUUUAUUGCAAUUUUAAUAACUGAAUUUGUAACUGAAUCGCGUGUUUCUGUGUGAUUUUUUUUUCAACCACGCACCGGUUUUGAUAAAGUUUUCCCCUUUUAAGACAAUUUAUUCCUGAAGGAUUAUAUUAUUUGAAUGAAACAUCAAAAGCCGAGCGCUAAUAUAUUCUAAAAGGCAUACAUACAUACCUAAAAUCACGCCUC